AUGAAGUGUUUAUUUGCUUGUCUUGCAGAAGAGUCAGAGCAGUACAAUGACCAGUCAGGUUCCCAGGAGGCACAGGAAGCAGGUGGGUUGCUGAUGCACACAACACACAACACACACCAAUGUGAUAUCUUAGAUAAGUCCCCAAUCUUACAAAGGGCACUGAAAUCUAAUCUUUAGUACAAUUGCGAUACAAUGCAGAGGCUGAAUCAGUCCCAGAACCGGAGGCUGACGUGGAACCAGAGGUGGAAUCUGUUCCGGAACUGGAAGCUGAAUCAGUCCCAGAACUGAAAGGUUAGGAGUAUAACACGUCUUGUGCCAUAGUCUCAAACCAUUGCUUUUUAAAGGAACAUUCUCACUUAGAGCUCCUGUGUCUACCAUUGAAUAGUGUUGAUUUCCUACUUUAACUGCACUGUACCUGCUAACCUGUGCAUGUGGAUUGUAGCAGAGGAGCCAGUGGUGGAUAGAGGACAAAACACCAGAGGGAGAUUCAGAACGUGGGCACACCAACAACACACACGUUUAUGCUUUAUUCACAGUAAACAUUUGAACACGCAUAAAUACAUUGUAUGUCAACAGCUAAAGCUAAUUUGAAUAAUAAAUAUGUUAAUGUUGGCAGUCAAAUAACGUGACUAUAAUAGGGACUCUAAUGCAGGCCAGGUUAUUGUAUAGAGUAGAGUUGCAUUAUUGACCUCGGAUCAGCCGUCUACAGCUGCAGUUGACAGGCAGGCUUGCUUGACAUGGCGGGGGGCUCAAUGCAGCGUGUAUGUAAUUAUAGCCCCCGUUGGCAUAUCCCAGUGCUUCCAGUCAUUCAAGGCCACCUCAAAGGCACUUAUGUAACUGUCCUUUCUAUGGAGGGCUUCACCUGCAUGUUGAGGGUUGUGCUGUGCGAGUUUGUGCUGGAUACUUUUUUGGGUGGUUCCCAUAGCUGCGGGAAGUAGUAGAACUUUUUGCCACUAGUUGACACAUGAGUUGGCUCUUAACAGUGGAGUAAGAUGUUCAAUAGACGUGCAUCACUACAUGACUAGGUAUCAAAGUCACUCAGUUCCUCCUAAUAAGCCUUGACUGAUAUACUGGCCCAUCAGCAUCCUCUUGUGGUCAUGAACUGCAAGGACAAUGUUGUGGUGGGAGGAACACUGCCUAUACAGUAAUUUUUAAUAAUAAUAAUAUAAUAUGCCAUUUAGCAGACGCUUUUAUCCAAAGCGACUUAGUUAUGUGUGCAUACAUUUUUACGUAUGGGUGGUCCCGGGGAUCGAACCUACUACCCUGGCGUUACAAGUGCCAUGCUCUACCAAUUGAGCUACAGAGGACCACAUUGAGCUACAGAGGACCACAUACAGCAGAAGGAAAAACACUGGUCUGAAGUUGAAGUGUGGGGUGCACUUUGAAAAGCCCCCCAGAUCCCUUGCCUAUGGCCUGUAUCCAAUAAGCCUAGUCAAUUGUGACAUAAUCACCUUACAUCACUGCUGAGAAAUGUCAGCUCAUGUCACAAUUUAAAAUGAAUUCUUCAGUUUAUUCCUGGUUGCGUGCCAUUUUCAUCAGGCCUUGUCAGUUUUAUUGUAAUCUGUGAGAUUUGUAUAAUAUGAGCAGUCAAUAUACAUCAUGAAAAAAGCAGACCUCUACAAUGUCAAGUGUCUAUUAUUGCAGAGUGUUUGUAAACCCUGGGUUGUAAAUGCUAUGUAUUGGUCAGUGAGAGGCUUUGAAGCCACUGUUCAGCCAUAUUGGUCCUCCCCAGAGGAAGCAGUCCUCCAGAAUGAAUGGAAUUCUACAAUAUUUCUAUUGAAUGAUUCAAGGACAAAAUGACUGUCUUUUUGUUGUUGAAAUGGGGACAGUAACAUUAGAACUUUCUAAAAAUUAUACUUUGAGGAAAAUGUUUUAAUAUAUUUUUUAUAAAUAUAGUUUUUUUAUGUUUAGCUCAUAUAAUUUAAAAGUAUGCAUUAGGUAUCUGUAAUAGAAUAAACAUGGCAAAAACCAAUGUAGACAAAUGCAUUUAAUGGUAGGGGAGUGCCAAGAUGGAAGCACGGUGGCUUCAGCACAGUCAUCUAGUUUAUACUGUAUAUAAAUUAUUGGUUUGCUGCUGUUGGCGUUAUUAUUUUCUUUACUGAAUUGGUGGACACCAUUCUCAAUAGAAUCCUUUAUAUAAACCUUUGUUUUUUCCAAGAAAAUCAUUAUGCUUUUUAAACCAGAUCUGUUCUUGGGGCUUAAAUGUGUCUUCCUUUAAAAGCACUAUGGAAAAUCUUGUAAUGUUUUUUAGACCGUGCUUUAGUUACAUGGAUCUGAAAAGCGUUAUUCAGUAUGUUGAUAGCAUUCAUAGCAUUAGUCUAGCUGUCAUUUUCUUCCCUUUUGUAUGUCUUUCAGAAAAUGCUGAGGUCCAACCCAAGGAUAAGCUUAAAGAAAAAGGUCAUUGUUUCUUUUAAUCCUUAUUUUUAUGGCGAACACAAGCUUUAUAGAAGCAGGAUAGCAAGGGGUGGCCGACCCUCCUGGAGAGCUACCCUGCCGCAGGGUUUUUUUUCCCAGCCCUACUCUGACACACCUACUAAUUAUCCUCCCCCGAGACCUUGAUUUACUGAAUCAGGUGUGUAAGUGUAGGGCUGGAGCAAAAUCCUGUACACUCAGAAGCUCUCCAGGAGGGUUGGCCACCCCCGCACCGUAGUAUUGUAGUUAUUGUCCUCAGUCGGCAUUAAUGGCCUCCCACCUAGCCCUGCCAAUGAUGUUGCUGUGUCAAGCUUUUAACUGUGAAUACUGAUGUCAUUGAAAUGUCUUGAAACGACCCACUCAGUCACAAUGAGUGACGCAUCAGGAAGUGACUUUAGAGUAGAACAUAACUGAGAUUACAGUGUGCUCUGCCAUUUUCACUGAGAAACUGCAUACAGUAGCCACAUGCUGAGAUUGCAGCCACACGCGCUUUGAGUGAUCCAACCAAUCCCUCACUGAGGUUCUGUUCUUCGUUUCAGCUAAAAAGAAGAAGCCCAAACUCCUGAAUAAAUUUGAGAAAACAAUCAAGACGGAGAUUGACGCUGCUGAGAAGUUACGUAAAAAGGUAAGUAAAAAAGGUCUGAUGUUGUCCUCUUUAUAAGCCUGUGUGAGGUUUUUAAUGAACAUGUAUCUUGAAAGUAAAUGGCUGAAUCAAUGCUGAUCUGUUGUUGUCUUGUUUCACCACCCAGGGGAAAGUGGAGGAGGCUGUCCGGGCUUUUGAAAAUCUAGUUCUGCAGUACCCCCAGAGUCCCAGGUGUCGCUAUGGGAAAGCUCUGGUGAGAACGACUGUCUCAAUUUUCCUGGUUUAUAUUGAACUGGUUAAACAAAUUGUAACCCUUUAACAUUUUUAACACUUAGUGUUUACACUACUGUAUACUAUGAGCAUAAACAAAUUGCACCCAUGUACAAAUAGGGAAAAGGCUUGAAAUGUUCUGGGGCUCAUUGUGUGUGUCCAGGCUGAGGAUGAUCUGGCAGAGAAGAUGCUCAGCAACGACAUGCUGCAGAAGGCCAUCGGCACAUACAAGGAGGCGUCAGAGCUGCCCAACGCCACGCCUGACCUCAUCAAGGCCACAUUGAAGAAACGGGCUGAGCGUCAGCAGUUCCUAGGUAACGCACAGGGCCCAGCAUACUGGAGUGACCACACACACACAAACACACACACACACACACACACACACAAACACACACACAAACACACACACACAAACACACACACACACACACACACACACACACAAACACAUAUUUUUGAAGGGAGAGAGAAUAUUAUACUGUCCAUUUCUCCUGCGUACUUAGUUUGAAUACCAUUUGGGAAAGGGGUUGUAGUGGUUGUCCUUCUCAAUGAGAUUUAAUUGAGUAUAUCUUUUUUAUAUCUCCAGUAUUUUGGAAUAUUUAGUAUAAUUGAGAUUACUGGGGAGUCUGGUUGUACAUAGGGUGACUUCCUCUCUCUCUCUGGUGUAGGUCGUAUGAGGGGUGCCUUGGUCACGUUGGAGAAACUGGUACAGAUCUUCCCUGAGGACGUGGCCCUGAAGAACGAUCUGGGCGUGGCCCAUCUGCUCAUCGGAGACAACAAGAGCGCCAAGAGGGUCUACGAGGAGGUGAGCCAAAGUCGUCACCACAUUGGUGAAACAAUGUGUUAAAAAUGUAUCGCUAUUGUGUUGCAAUUUAAAUGUGGUCGUAAUUUGUAAAUGGAAUGUGGCCAUUUUCAGUAGGGAAGUUUCAAUGAGUGUCAUGAUUGAUUGUUUGAUUAACAAUUGAUGAUUUCUAAUGAUGUUAUCCCCCGGUAGGUGUUGGCCAUUGCACCAAGUGACGGCUUUGCUAAAGUCCAUUACGGCUUCAUCCUCAAAUCAGAAAACAAGAUAGCAGAGAGCAUCCCAUUCCUCAGGGUAAGUACUGUGUGUAUAAUAAAUAAUAAAUCAAUCAUGCUCACACAGAUUCAAACCACUCUUUUGAUCCUGAACCCCUUCUCUCUGCACCGAAACCCCUCUCUCUGCGCCGAAACCCCUCUCUCUGCACCGAAACCCCUCUCUCUGCACUGAACCCCUCUCUCUCUGCACUGAACCCCUCUCUCUCUGCACUGAACCCCUCUCUCUCUGCACUGAACCCCCCUCUCUCUUUACUGAACCCCCUGUCUCUGUACCGACACCCCUGUCUCUGCACUGAAACCCCCUCUCUCUGCACUGAAACCCCUCUCUCUGCACUGCAGGAUGGUUUGGAAUCAGGAGACCCUGGCACAGACGACGGCAGGUUUUACUUCCACCUCGGAGACGCUUUACAGAGAAUGGGAGAUGACAGUGUGAGUUAAGAUCAAACUCAGACACCAAGCUUACAGCAAUACUGACUCAGCACCAGCAGUAUUCACUAGAUAGUAACUUCACUGAGUAUUGUAGCAGUAUGGCUUCUCGUAAUAGUAUUUUUCUUCUGACAAUAAGACAAAAACAGAGCAUUUGAAAAUACUGUAUGUGAGUUAAAAUGUGUUGGUUUUGGAAUACUCUUCCAGGCCUACAAAUGGUAUGAGAUAGGGCACCAAAGAGGUCACUUUGCCUCCGUAUGGCAGCGAUCUCUCUACAAUGUGGACGGUCUCAAAGCCCAGCCGUGGUGGACGCCCAAGGACACUGGCUAUAUGGAUCUAGUCAAGGUACUGUAAAUGAUGAUAAUUAUGAUAGACAUGAUAAUGUCUCAGCUGGUUGCCUUUUCUCCCUGAUAGUUGAUUGAUCAAUGUGACGGAGUUCAAUAAAGUCUAGAGGGAGUACUUCCUCUCUAUUCCAUUGAUCACUUCUGUGACAGCGUGGGCAGGGACAGCUGAAGAACGAUCUGGCCUUAAUGCACUCUUAUAAUCUCCACCUGGCACAGCCAGAAGAGGACUGGCCACCCCUCGGAGCCUGGUUCCUCUCUAGGUUUCUUCCUAGGUUCCUGCCUUUUUAGGGAGUUUUUGCUAGCCACUGUGCUUCUGCAUCUGCAUUGCUUGCUGUUUGGGAUUUAAGGUUGGUUAUCUGUAUAGCACUUUGACAACUGCUUAAAAAGGGUUUUAUAAAAUACAUUUGAUUGAUUGAUUGAACAUGGGCUGCCUGCUUUUUUAAAAUCGUUUUCUUCUUCGUUUGAGUUUUGAACUGGCGUAAAGCAGUCUCUGACCAUGUAUCCCCUUUGCUGUGCCAGGGGCAGACCAUAGAAAUAUAAUAACGUGUCUCUAUGUCAACGGGACAGACCCUGGAGAGGAACUGGAGGACCAUCAGGGACGAGGCCCUGUCAGUGAUGGAUAAAACCACCGGCCUCUUUGUUCCAGAGGAGGAGAACCUCAGAGAAAAAGGGGAGUGGGGUCAGUUUACCCUCUGGCAGCAAGGUAAACCAAUCAAACACCUGGCAACUUCCUAUGUUACAAAUAGACUGAAAAACUCCCCACAAGUGCUUUAGGAUUAGGGGUUAGUGGUGUCUGAACCUGGCCUCUAAUUCCUUGUUUCUCUGUCCUCCUGGUCAUGCAGGCAAGAAGGCAGGGGAGUCGUGCCGCAGUGUUCCAAAGACCUGUGGCCUGUUGGAGCGCUACCCGGAGGCUACGGGCUGCAAGAGAGGACAGGUAGGUCACCCCGCCACAGACGGGACUGACAUGCCAACUAUUAGGCAACCAGCACUGCUGUAGAGCAGGGGAGGAUAGAUGGAGAGACAGUCUGGCCCUGCAGGCUCCUACUGGAGAUGGAUGGAGUUACAAAGGCACUAUGCUGCACUCACUGCAAUUUCUUUCAAUUUCUGUUGCAAAAAUAGGAAAUGUUUGUGUUUUUUGUAUGUGGCUGGCCAAUGUGCCUUUGAGCUAAUAGGUUGCUUCAAAAACAAAUAUAAAUUGUCUGAAUUCUUUUUUUUUUACGUACUUCAUUUAAAUACUUUAAUUUCAGCUGUGUUCACUUUCUCUGGGUGUAUGACCGCCUCUCUGUCUGUCUCUGUUCUCUGUCUCUGUUCUCUCUGUCUCUGUUCUCUCUCUCUUUCUCUGUAUCUCUCUCUCUCUCUCUCUGUGUGUCUCUCUCUCUCUCUGUGUCUCUGUCUCUGUCUCUCUCUGUGUCUCUGUCUCUUGUCUCUCUCUGUCUCUCUCUGUCUCUGUCUCCCUGGGUUCCAGAUCAAGUUCUCGGUGAUGCAGUCUGGUACUCAUGUCUGGCCUCACACGGGGCCCACCAACUGUCGCCUGCGCAUGCACCUGGGCCUGGUCGUCCCCAAGACGGGCUGCAAGAUCAGGUGCACUAACGACACCAGGUAACACCUUCCACAGCUAUCAACGUCAUGCCUUUUUACAUCUAAUAACAUCACGCACUUGUUAGUUUUUGGUACAGUGUGAGACUUAUCAUUUGAGUGCUCAGUACUUAAUAUCACUCAAGACUAAGUAUUGUUGCAAAAUAUCUUUAACGUUAUCUUGUCGAUCUUGUGGACUGUAAGUUCUUGCAUCCAUAGCUCCACCUAUGAAUUUGAGUGAUUGCAUUUCCCCAGCCCCAUCCCUCUCAGCUUUAUACCAAACUAACUGGAGGAGCUGCUGUUGGGUUUAUAAACUCAUCCAUGUGGCUUCAUUAAUAGAAAGGCUAUGGUUUGUUCUGUUCUCUUCCAGGGCUUGGGAGGAGGGGAAAGUGCUCAUCUUUGAUGAUUCCUUUGAGCAUGAGGUGUGGCAGGACGCCGACAGCUACCGGCUCAUCUUCAUCGUGGACGUGUGGCACCCCGAGCUCACCCAGUACCAACGGCAGACUCUCUCCCCCAUUUAG
Coregonus sp. 'balchen' is the source of this 7205-nucleotide messenger RNA. Lineage: Eukaryota; Metazoa; Chordata; Actinopteri; Salmoniformes; Salmonidae. The record is from the annotation of a GenBank genome assembly.